CACUUUCCUCCAACCAAUAAUCUAUAUUCCCUCUAUAUCUGCUCUUUCUAUAAUAUUCUUCAUUAUUCUAUAUAUAUCUAUCUAUCAAAAUACAUAUAGCAAUGGUAGUGCCUUCUCCAACUUCUAUAAUGAUAAGAACAAAAAAAAUAAAUGCAGUGAGAAUUCCGACUAUCGACCUUUCUAUGGAAAGGUCGAAAUUGUCUGAAUUCAUUGCGAAAGCAUGCGAGGAAUAUGGCUUUUUCAAGGUGGUGAAUCAUAGUGUGCCAAAGGAGGUUAUUUCAAAGUUGGAAGAUGAAGGAACAGAGUUUUUCUCAAAAACCUCUCUAGAAAAGCGUCAAGCUAGUACUACUACUCCUUUUGGUUAUGGUUGCAAAAAUAUUGGCCCCAAUGGUGAUAUGGGUGACCUUGAGUAUCUUCUCCUUCAUACUAAUCCUCUUUCCAUCUCUGAGAGAUCCAAAACCAUAUCAAAAGACCCUAUCAAGUUCAGUUGUGCUGUUAAUGAUUAUACAGAAGCCGUUAAAGAAGUAGCAUGUGAGAUUCUUGAGCUAGCAGCAGAAGGUUUGUGGGUCCCAGACAAGUCCUCACUCAGCAAAUUUAUUAGAGACGUCCACAGUGACUCACUCCUAAGAAUCAAUCACUACCCUCCUGUGAAGAAAGGGAACGAUAAUUGGGACCCAUGCCAACUCCAAAAUAGCAACAAAAAUACUAUUGGGUUUGGGGAGCAUUCUGACCCUCAGAUCUUAACCAUCUUACGGUCCAAUAAUGUAGGUGGCCUUCAAAUUUCAACUCACCAUGGUUUAUGGAUCCCUGUCCCUCCUGAACCUAAUGAAUUAUACGUCAUGGUUGGUGAUGCCCUUCAGGUGUUGACAAAUGGGAGGUUUGUGAGCGUGAGACACAGAGUUUUAACGAACGAAAUGAAGCCGAGAAUGUCAAUGAUGUACUUUGCAGCACCACCUUUGAAUUGGUGGAUCACUCCACUGUCUAAGAUGGUGACGGCCCACAAUCCAUGUCUAUAUAAGUCCUUUACAUGGGCUCAAUACAAACAAGCAGCAUACUCUCUUCGAUUGGGAGAUUCUCGUCUUGAUCUAUUCAAGGUUCAAAAACAAGAAGAUAGCCAUCUCGUUCAUGCUUCUUCCUCUCCUUGAUAUACUUGAAUCACAUUCAUUGUUCAUAGCCCCUUCUUUUGUUUCAAUUAUUAUUAUUGUUUCUUGUUUUAUAUAUAGCCUUAGUAUUUUUUUGGUUUUGAAAUGUCGCCGUGAGUGAUUUAGUGAUCUACUAUGUAGAGAAAGAAGAAUAGUCACAUAGUUGGUAUUGUAAAAUAUAUAUAUAAUGUAGGCAAGCUUCCAAGUCCUAUACAAGGGAAUUUUGACAUGAAUUAUAUGUUCAAUGA
Cicer arietinum (chickpea) is the source of this 1390-nucleotide messenger RNA. Its product is annotated as gibberellin 2-beta-dioxygenase 2. Lineage: Eukaryota; Viridiplantae; Streptophyta; Magnoliopsida; Fabales; Fabaceae. The record is from RefSeq and is a predicted model, not a curated record.